Molecule: messenger RNA, 4131 nt
Organism: Musca vetustissima
Lineage: Eukaryota; Metazoa; Arthropoda; Insecta; Diptera; Muscidae
Gene: Nelf-A
Product: negative elongation factor A
Exons: 6
Coding region: 27-4058 (1343 amino acids)
Biological process (GO): negative regulation of transcription elongation by RNA polymerase II
Cellular component (GO): NELF complex
Source: RefSeq, a predicted model, not a curated record
UUUGACAGUUUACAUUUAAAGUUAAGAUGGCGAGUGUGCGAGACAGCGACACAUCAUUGUGGCUGCAUAAUAAACUCGGAACAUCAAAUGAUUCUUGGAUUAGUGGUUCAAUAUGUUCACAAUUGAACAAGGAAGUGUUGCGCAAUAUCAAGGAGUGCUUUCCCGAUCUCCAGACACAAGUGAAACUCAAGUUAUUGCUAAGUUUUUUCCAUAUUCCUCGUCGUCUUGUCGAAGAGUGGAAAGCCGAGCUAGAGGAAGUCAUAGAAGUUGCUGGCCUAGACUCGGAACUAUGGGUGUCCAUGCUAGCCGAAAGUAUGAAGACAUUUCCGGCGACCAGCUCGCUCAAUACAGAGAUCUCGGACUACGAAGAUACACGCCCCAUUUUCACCGACAUGGUAAAUGAUUUACGCAAAUUAGUUGCCAAACACAGUGAUUUGGGUAUGCUACCCUUGGAAUGUCAAUAUCUAAAUAAGAAUGCAUUGAUAUCGGUGGUUGGCCAACAACCCAAUCCUGUUAAGCAUUUUACAAUCAAACGCAAACCAAAAAGUGCCGCUUUAAGAACUGAGCUUCUUCACAAAUCUGCAGAUGCCCAGUCCUCUCUGAAGAAGACGUCAGCGCCGACAAUUCCGCUGAGAUCACGCGGUAUGCCGCGCAAAAUGACAGACACAACACCUCUGAAAGGUAUACCUUCGCGGGUGCCAACGUCGGGCUUUCGCAGUCCCAGUAUUAAUGCACCAAAUGCUCAGCGCCCCAACAUGAGUCGAACACCUGCUGGUCGUAAAGAUGGUGGUAUUAAAUUAAUUGAAUUGUCCGAACAGCCUCUGGGAUAUGCUGCAGCCAAGAAACGCAAACGCGAGCAACAGCUGGAGGAACAGCAGCGUAAACAGGAGCAAAAGGCGGCUGCGGCCGCUGCUGCUGCUCAAUCUGCCACAGAUGGUAGUAGUACGUCACCUUCCACAAAUAACCAUAACAAUCCUAGUGGUCAGCCAGGCAACAAGGAACCGAACACACCGACUACACCAACUUCGGCUAAUAACAGUUUUGAAAUUAAAACUGAAAGUAAUCUGAAUCAAAGUCAAAGUAGUAGUGCUGACGAAGGUGGCCACACAUCAGACUCGAAGGAGGAUAUAAAACCGGAUAUUAGCCAAACAGUUGUUACAAAGACGGAGCCAACAACUACAUCUACACCGGAAUAUGCUCCGCCUUCAUUAAGCUACAAUCAGAAUGCUACAUCGGGUAUUUUGGAUAAUGCUAAUUCUGCCAUCAAAAUCGAAGAUUCGAAGCCCAAUACCCACAAGCUUAUUGACUACAUCAUUCAACAACAACAACAAACGUUUUCAGAUAAAUCUGGUAUGCAGCAGCAGCAACAACAACAGCAGCAGCAUCAACAACAAUCUCCUCAGCACCAACAACAAAAUCAACAGAACAACCAGCAUACCACAAGUAGCAGCAACACCAAUAAGAACAACAGCUUGAGUCACGCCCAUAAACGUAUUAAACAGGAAAUAAAAAUAGAAAGUGAGGAGAUUAUCGUCCCAGCCAAUAUAAAGGUGGAGAAAAUAGAUCCACCGCCGUUAACACAACAAACCCAAACAAAUACCUUGGGUGUUCAACGUUCACAGCAACAGCAGCAACAACAACAUACACAACAAAGGGUCAUUAUUCAGCAGCAGCCAUUGGCAACUGUGCAGCAGAUUCAACAAGCGGUAACCACGACCCAACAACAACAACAGCCAACACAGCACGUCAUUAUACGUACGUCUCCGCAACAGCAGAAACAGACCCUGACCGUCAGACAACAAAAUACCCCAACUACGCCAAUCAAAAUGGAAAAAUUGGAAAUAAAGCCGUUAGUACGUAACACAGCUCAAUCUGGUACGAUUAUAACGCAGCAACAGCCAGUGCGGCCGGUUGGCAAUACUGCGGCUAGCACUGCCAGUCACAACAAUCCUUUGGCCAAUUUACCCAACAACAUUUCGGUGAAAAUAACAUCAACAAAGACCGGUAAAGUGACCCAGACAAGUCAGCCACAAUCCCAGCAGCAGCCAAUUCUGAUUAAUAGCUCCACGCCGGUAAUAUUGGCAUCAACACCAUCUCAAACGGCAGCGAUGCGACAGAAGCAAUUGGCCUCAGCUACCGCAUCCACCCAAAAUGCCACACCACAAACAGCCCAGGCUAUAAAGUCAAUGCCGUUAAGCCAACUGAAGAAUGCUACCAACAGUGGUCCCGUUAUAAUAUCUCAAACAAUUAUUCAACCAGCCAAGAGGGCACAGCAACAACAGCAGCAGCAAAGUAGUCAGCAACAGGCACAGCAAACUCAAAUAAUCCAACAACAACAGCAGCAGCAACAGGCACAAUCGACGACCACAACACAAUACAUACUGACUCAGCAACAGCAGCAACCUCAACAACAACAGACCCUACCCACUUUAACAACAUUUACAACACCUCAGCGUCAGCAGCAGACAUCAUACCAAACGACACCAACUACACCACAAACGCCCACAUCCGCCAAGAUUCUACUCAAGACGUCGCCCACAUCCUCUGUUGUUAUUCGUCAACAAACUCAACCGACUGCUACUCAGCAAAUAGUAAGCGGUAAUGCUGGUAAUCCUCCUCCCCUAAUAGCUUCCUCAUCGUCGCCAUCCUCGGCUACAUCCGCGCAGCCAACGCUUUUGAAUAUACAAAAUGUGCAAUUGCCGAAUCGUCCCGUUACCAUACAGCCCGCAUCACACGCUGCCCAACAACAGCACAUGCAAGCGCAGCUUCAACAGCAACAACAUACGUUGGUCUCCAACAAUACCGCUACACAACAACCUAAACUGACCCAAGUCCUGAUGCAGCCUGGAGGCAAUGCAACUACUGUUGGUGGACAAACAACCGUGGGGGGCAACUCCAACGUUAAGAAUAAGACAAUUAUUUUAACCCAGAAGGGUGUAUUCCUUCGGAAUAUUGGCGGCGAUAUGUAUCAGCAGAUCCCGAUUAGCAACGUGAGUGGUUUGCAAACGCUUGGUUCCGGUGCCACUACGCUUAUGACAACUGCGGCUGGUCCGCCUGGACUUGUGAAAACAACAUCGGCAACCACAACUCUGCAACAGCAACAACCUCAAACAAUAACACUGCAACAGCAGCAGUCGCAGACGCAGCCAAGCACACAGACUACACAAAAACUGACGACAUUAAUACCAACACAACAGCAUAUGAUCGUACAACAGCAGCCACAGGCUACAACAAGUUUAAUACAAACAAAUCAACCUUCCCAACAAACCAUCAUCAGACCCGUAAUGACAAAUGUUCAAAGUGGUGGCCUAACAACGACAUUGCCCGGUGGAUUAACCCUAAUUCAGAGGCCAGGUCAACAACCACAACUGGUCCAAGUUCAAACUACCCCGGUCCAGACAUCGCAGCAGCCGGCCACACAAAUACAACGUACCAUCAUUACACAACCGGCCUUGCAACAACACCAACAGACAACACAACUGCGUCCUCAGCAAAUUGUGUUACAACAAAAACCUGCCGCUACACAACAACGUUUGAUAACGACCACUACGACAGGUGGCAUGACAGGGGCGACAACGGGUGGCACACAGCAAAUUCAAUUGCAACAAACUAAUACGGGUGGUAUACAGCGCACUCAUAUUAUUCAAAUGCCGCAGCAGCAACAACAGCAGCAGCAACAGCAAGCUGCGCCACAGCGUAAAGGGUUAUCACUGUCGAAUGAACACGUUCAUAAAGCCCACGAAAUGUUUCGCAAAGCGAAUCGUGUUUCCCGCCCUGAUAAAGCUCUGAUUCUCGGCUUUAUGGCUGGGCUGCGAGAAAAUCCCAGACCAAAUUCAGAAAAUGUGAUUGUUAUUAAAUUGGGGGAAACAGAGGAAAAAGUCCAACAGGAAGAUGGUCAGACGGCACUUUGUUUGGUAGAGUCCCACAUACGUUUAGAUUACAAUACGGGAGAGUGGAAAACAUUCCAGAACUACAGACGUCUUGAUCAGACGAAUCAGAGUUCUAGCGAUGGCGGCGGAGGUAAUGUUAUGCAGACACAAAAUUCGGUGGUGAUAUAAUGAAUAAGGCCCGCUGGAACCACGACGGGCCCCACAACAUCAAAACGUAUAAAAAAAUAAAUGAAAUACAUAA